Messenger RNA from Orbicella faveolata, 3460 nucleotides. RefSeq names its product DNA polymerase nu-like. Gene Ontology annotation, molecular function: DNA binding; DNA-directed DNA polymerase activity. The record is from RefSeq and is a predicted model, not a curated record. Lineage: Eukaryota; Metazoa; Cnidaria; Anthozoa; Scleractinia; Merulinidae. Gene Ontology annotation, biological process: double-strand break repair; DNA-templated DNA replication.
AUGAAUUUUCACAAUUUAACGAUACAUGGAACACAACAGUCCUCUGCCGGAUCAGAUCAGACCCCUUGGGGGUCAUUUCAAGCACCAACUUGUUCAUCAAGGUGGCAAAGGCAUGAACCUAUAGCUUGGAAAGAAAUAUUGGAAGGUCCUGGAGAGUGCCAAAAUCCUAUUUUGCUGUCUCGACCGGGCCAGAAAGUUGUGAGAGCUAUAAGAGAAAUUUAUGGACCGCGUCAAGGCGUGACUAAUCAGUGUACUACACAACAAGCUUCAGAAUAUUACCUUAGUGAACCAAAGGCUGAACCAUGCAAGCAUCUGUGUUUUACUGGAGAUCCCACACUUGAAGAAAGAAUUGAUUUACAGGAGCUAAGCACGGUAUCGCCUUGUGGUAUACAGCAAAGGCUGCAAGCAAAUGCGAUAGCAUUAAGAAAUUUGUCUUCACCCCAGUUUAAGGAAGAGGAAUCACCAUACUUUGCCAAAACAGACCACACGUCAUCAAGAGAGGAGAAGAAUAACGAUCAGUCAGGGAGAAACACUGAAAACGCAAACAAAAGGAAAGCACAGCAGAGUCCAAUCACCAGUUACUUCAAAGAAAGGAAAACUGUUCAAGGGAACGAUGCUAAGAGAGCACAAACAGCGGACACAGAAACUACACCGAAAGAGAACGUCAUCAAGAAUCAAAAGCGAGGGAGUAAAACGUGGGAAAAUCAGCCUAUUAAAGUCUCGACGAUGAGUCUAGGUCAAAGAGAGGUGUUUGAACAGAACCUCAAAUCAGCAGAAGAGGUCGCGUGCACUCUGGUUUAUGAAGACGGGUGGUCGCUCUUAAGACCGAACAAACAACAAGCUCCUACCAUGGUUGUUGCACUACCUUGGUCUGAAACGACUUCAAGUACCAUUGAUUCCUCACAAGGCCGACUAACGUUCGUGGAAAUUCCUAUAGACACAGCGGAGGAUUCUUUAACAAACUGGUGCAGGAGAGUAGUGGAUGAUCUAAUGACGUCAUCAUCGACCAGGAAAAUCUGCUUCGAUUCCCAGAAAAUAGUUCGGUAUCUUGUGGAGACAACACAUUAUGACGUCAAAAAGGUUUGUCUCAGGUGGCGUCUUCUUGAUCCUAGAAUAGCUGCUUGGCUAUUAAACCCGGACAACCCGCCAGGAACCUUUGCAGACGUUCUUGCAUCCGUCCAGCUCAGACUUCCAGAGAGUGGGGCAGAGGAUGAUUCAAUGAUUUGCCAAGAUGUUGCGAUGCUUGGGCCUCUCAUGGUGAAACAAUAUGGGAAGCUUAAGAUGAAAAUUGUAAAGGUCGAAGCAGAAGCCCACAAGGCUGCAGGGCAUCCUUUUCUUAUCAACAGUCCUCAGCAGCUGAGAGAGGUGCUGUUUGAAGAGCUGAGACUAGACCAAAAAUGUAAGAAGAAGCUUGCAAGAACCACAAUCAAGAAUUAUAAAUCCACCUCAGAAGCUGUGCUGCUUCACCUGCAAGAGUUUCAUCCAUUACCAAAGCUUGUUCUGCAGUACAGACAUUUGGUAAAACUAAAGUCGACGUACUUUGAUGGAAUACUCUCACAUGUCCAUGAGGGAAUUCUUUUAACAAGCUGGGACCAAACAGCAGCGGCCACUGGAAGACUAACGUCAGCAAAUCCAAACCUUCAGGCCAUCCCAAAACAAGUUAUAGAGGUAUCUGGAAUCAAGAAACAGUUCAUCUUGUCACCGAAGGAAAGUCUCCAUCUUCUAGACACUGGUUAUUCUGAAACCCUUCUUUCAUCAUCUUUAGGCAAACCGGAAGAAGUGGUAACCAUUUAUGCACGGGAUGCUUACACAAGUAGAGAAGGCUGGUUAUUACUUGCGGCAGAUUUUCAGUCCAUUGAACUUCGCUUACUGUCCCACCUGUCCGGAGACCCGUCGCUGAUACAGAUCUUCAACGACAAACAAUGUGCAGACGUAUUUACAACACUUGCCUCACAGUGGUUGGACAAAAGCUGUGAGGAAGUUCAGUUUCAUGAGAGAGAAAGGACCAAACGAAUUGUGUAUUCUGUUAUCUACGGUGUUGGAAGCGAAAAACUUGGGCAUACCCUCAAAGUGAGUGCUGAUGAAGCAAAAGGAUUCAUUGAGAGCUUUUUAGGGAGAUUUCCAAGAAUAAAGGAAUUCACCCGACGCUGUAUUGAGAGUUGUCAAAGAAACGGCUACGUGUCCACCAUUUUGAACAGAAGGCGAUGGCUGCCACAUAUCAAGUCUUAUGAUUUCACCCAAAGAUCGCAGGCUGAACGACAGGCUGUCAAUUUUAUCGUGCAGGGUUCUGCCGCCGAUAUUUGUAAAGCAGCGAUGAUUCAGGUCAUAAGUGCCAUAAGCGAGGAUACCUCUCUGCACGCAAGACUGCUGUUACAAAUACACGAUGAGCUUCUAUUGGAGGUCCCUGAAGAUGAAAUUAACAAAGUGACAGGUAGCAUAUCUCUGUCAGUUUUCUUAUGUUUUCUACGAAACAUUGCGCGGAGAAUAAUGUAAAAUAUCUAUUUAUGAUUGCAGCAAGCGUCAAGUCAAUAAUGGAAUCUACGGAGAAACUUUGUGGUGGCAAGGUCAAGCUGAAGGUAAUAAAAGUAUUACUAUUGGUGGAAGUCGUAAACUGGGACUUAUACUGCAUGUAUUCAGCGAAAACAAGGAUUUUUACUGACAUAUAACAGACCAUAGAAGAGAAUGAAGUGCAUGCGGCAUGCUUUGGCGUAAUUGGGCAAGUAAUUUUAAUUUUAAAAAUGUUUGGCCUCUACUUAGAAUUUGUACUUGUAUCAUACAUAAGAUUAGAAAUUUGUGAAAACCAAACAACAUCUCAAGCCAGUACGUAAUCCAUUUUAAAACAGCCACCAAUUGAACACUUGCAUUUCUUAUUCAUAGGUACCACUUCCUGUGUCUAUCAGUACUGGACAGACGUGGGGACACAUGGACACCUUCCCUGUUUCAAUGCCGCCCCUAACGCCUUCAUAAUUAACAGCUCUGGAAUGACAUUUAUACGCUUUCCUUGUAACAACCUUGCCCUAAAUCAAAGAUGGCGUAAUUGUAUGCCACACAUUAAAAUUUAACCUACUCGCUGUCUUAAUGAAUCAGUGUUAUAACGUUUUUUCAGAGAAGAGUGGAAAAAUUUCUCGUUACUUAAUCAAUUUUUUUUCUCGUCGGUCCGAUGCAAGGCACUGUACUUGUUGUUCAAUAUCACCAAACUGUAGAGCAAAGACUGCUAAAGAUGAAGGGUCUUAAGUAAUGUACGAAAACUGUUAUUAAAACUAAUUGUAUAACAUCGGUCAUUCCAAUCUAGAGGAAACGACGCUGUUAUAUAUCUUAGUAAAUGGAAAUACCGGUUAACAAUUCCAAUUUUGAAACACAUUUGUACUUUAUGCAUGAAUCUCUGAAUUGCUAAGCAUCAGGUUUUUUUUAAUAAACUAAGACAUAAUACUGAGUCAACAGUGUUACUUAUAGCUAUUAA